CUCGAGGGUGGCUUUGGUAGCCCAGGCCUCUAGCCGCUGCCCAGGUCAAAGGGCGGGAUCCCCUUCCCCAAAACACUACUGAUGCCUGCCUUUUGCCCCCAGGCCUCUCCGGGGCACAGGGCGGGCUUCUUGGAGGCUGGGGGUGGUCAAGAACGCAGCCGGGCAGCCCCGGCGCUGCGAGUGCUUGCUCAGGGCGAGGGGUGGCUUGAGCGCACUCCGCUGUUGCCUCCGGGGGCAGGGGAGUGCUGGAUGGUUGUCCAUUGCUGACUCAGAGCACGGCAUCCUUUCCUUUGCUUUCCAGAAAUCUGCAAAGUCUGGGCUGGCGCAUCUAGGUACAUCCGGCGACAGCUCUUGCAGAAGAGGGCGGUGGAGAUCGGCGUUGGGACAUUUGCACUUGUCCCAGCGCGUGCCACGGUGGGAGAGGACACGGCUUUGCCCGUUGAGAGACCCGUGUUCCGGCCGUGCAGGUUUCUGAAGAAAUUUUACAAGCUCAAGUGUGCAAAGGCCAAAAUUCCUGACGAGACGCCGUUCGUUCAGCUGGACUUUGAGCAGAUUGCCGCCGAGAUCCACUUCCGCCGAGAAAUCGUGGAGCGGUGCAUACACGAGACCCUGCUUUUCUUCGCUGGGGCCCUCCGAGACAACAAGGAGGUGGAAUUCUCCUUCAAGGGCAUUGGCAUCCUUGCCGUGCGAAGAAAAGUGGUCAGCAUGACCUUCUUGGAUGACUGCCUGCUGGAGCUGGACGGCACGGGCAACAUGCUGGCAGCUCUUCUCGGGGACUCCAAGAUGAUGCGUACCGUGGCCUUCGCGGGCAAAAACGAUUUUAGUCGGCUCAGUCGAGACGAGGUCAUCACGCUGCCAAGGCUUGCAGUUGAGACCCCCCACCAACCGUCGGCCCCUGCGAUUUCUCUGAAGCCCAGGAGAGAGCCGGCGCCUUGGGGCGGGGGUGCCCGCAGAGUGAGCGUGCUGGACCCGGUGUUCCUGGCUCAGCGGAGGGUUUCUCUAGCCAGGCAGCGGGCGAAGGAAGGCGAGCGGGCGAAGGAAGGCGAGCGGGCGAAAGCCAAGGAAGCUGGCCAGGCCAGAGUCCUGCCAGUAAUCCGGGAGAAGUCCCACGAGGAGCUGAAGCAGCCCAGACCUCCAGCUCAGCCGCGGUUGCAGCUCCCUGCGUGUGUUCCGCAGCCUUCGGGAACGGGAACGGGCUCGCUCCGUGCCGAGAGGGCAGAAAAACGGCUCCGGCUGCUGAUGGCAUCCAAGCGCCGAGAGGUGGAAGCGGACGUGUGGCGCCAAUACCAUGCCAACAGAGCGGGGCGGAACACGGAGCGAGGCCAGAGCCCCUGCCGCCACGUGUUUGAGGAUCCCUAUCGCCCUCCCCACCUCCUGAGAAAGGCCUAUGCCGAGAAGCUGAAGGAGGGGCUGCAGGAGAAGGAGAGAUGCCAAAGCGCUGCAAGGCAGAGAGCGUCAGAGGGGCCGGCAGAGCUGCACCUCCCGGGGAGAGCGUGGGCAGACAAGGGGGAGAAGACGAGGCUGUUGGAGCGGCGUGGGAAGGCCCAGGGACUGCCAGCCACGCCACGAAGCUGAGAGCAGCCCCGGAGAGUCCAGCGGCAGGGACCUUGGCCCUCACGGUGGCCACCCAUCUCAGCGGGAGAGCCGUCAGCAGCGGGUGGCAGGGCCUUUGCAAAGGGGAACGUGCCAAAUAAAGGCUGCUGGCGCCUGUGCCCAGCUGGAGUGACCGUGCUGCUCUCCGCACUGCCUUUCUCUGCGGCCAAGGGGACAGGAGGGGCCCUGCAGCCCCCUGGUCGGAGGGUGUUU
Messenger RNA from Harpia harpyja (harpy eagle), 1806 nucleotides. RefSeq lists its product as uncharacterized. The coding region runs from base 706 to 1575 and encodes 289 amino acids. Lineage: Eukaryota; Metazoa; Chordata; Aves; Accipitriformes; Accipitridae. The transcript has 10 exons. The record is from RefSeq and is a predicted model, not a curated record.